AUGGCCGGGUACAUGAUGCCAGGCUAUGGGAUGCAGCAGCAGUCCUAUGGAAUGCCGCAAGUGCAAAUGACGCCUGAGCAGCAACAACAACAGCAGAUGCAACAGUACCAGCAGCAGAUGCAGCAGCAGCAGCAGUUGCAGCAGCAACAGUACCAGCAGUACCAGCAACAAUACGGUCAGCAACCGCAGUACCAACAGUACGCGCAGCAGGCGCAACAGCAGCAACAGCAGCAGCAGCCGCAGCAGCAACAACCACAGCAACAACAGCAGCAAGCGGGCGGUGGCCAAGGCCCUUUAGCAGUGGCUGGUUGUGCAGAUGCGACCGUGGGGAAUAUCGUCAGAGGCACUUUCAACUUACAGACGGAGAAUCAUGGCCGGCCCGUCUACAAGAAGAAUGAGCCUGUGGCCAACAACCCCACGCUGGACGUGCUGAUCUACUUCUGGGACGAGCGUGAUGGCGCGAACUUCUGCGGGUGGUGGUUUGGGCCCAAGGUCGGGGGUGACCAGGUCUGGGCCUACAACAGCGAGAGGAGCGCGACGCCCCCGUCCACGGGCUGGCGUGUGCCCUACGACGGCGCGGUGGACCCCAGCUUCGUGAUCAGCCCUGCGGGCCAGGGCUACGGACAGGCGUAUGGAGCGCAAUAUGGCCAGCAGGGCUAUGGAGGGCAAGCCUAUGCCCAGCAGCCGGGCUACCCCCAGCAGUACCAACAGCAGCAGAUGCAGCAGCAGCAGAUGCAGCAACAGCAGUACCAGCAGCAACAGAUGCAGCAGCAGCAGAUGAUGCAGCAGAAGCAGCGGGAGGAGGAGAUGGCGCGACGGCGUCAGGAGGAGCAGCGCCGCGAGCAGCAGGGCGUCAUGACCUGCCAGCAGAUCUUGCAGAAGCUCCAGGCGGUGACGCCGGAGACCUACGACCACAUCAAGGACGAGGUGGAGAAGAUGGUGAUGCAGAAGCUGCCGGAGUGUGGCACCCAGGCAGAGGCGAUGAAGGCUGAGGCCAUGCAGCAGUUCCAGGUGGCCCAGAUGCGGGUGGAGCAGAUCAAGCAGCAGCGCGCAGAGGAGGAGCGCCUGAACGCGGAGCGCAGCGAAGAGGCCAAGAAGCUGCUGGCGGAGCUCAGCACUUUGGUGGACAAAGCUGAGCAGGACACCGCGGAGCUAAAGACGGCGGCUGCCCCGGUGCUAGAGGCCAAGUCCAUGUCGGAGGAGGAGGCGAAGACCGCAGGCAAGGCAGUGAGCGAAGUGUCCGUGGCGGCGAAGGCAUCCUGCAAGGCCUGCUCGGACUUCAUCGUGGAGCGAAAGGUGGGCAUCGACUGCGUGAAGCCUCCGCACCUGGCGGCGAUCCGGGAGGAGCAACUGAAGCUGCAGGGCCGCAUCCAGGAGUGCUACAAGGUGGUGGUGUCCGCCACCAUCUCGGCCAAGGUGAUGAUCGACAAAGCGAUCAGGAAGACCCAGGCGGAGAAGGUCUUCGAGAAGCGCGCCUCUGCCUUCGACAAGUACAACAGCCGCAAGGACCAAGUCUUCACGGCGGAUGACAUCGUCCUGUACGCCAAGGGCGAGUUUUCCUUCGUUUUGUCCAAGGAGAGCGCCGCGAACAUCGUGAAGAAGUUCGGGGACGGGAAAUCGGUGCCCCGCGCCCGGUUCCAGCGCAUCAAGGUGGCCGUGGGCAUCGCCCGGGAGGAGGACGCCUCGAGGCUCCGGCGCGAGGAGGCGGAGCGCAAGCGCCUGGCCUUGGAGGCCAAGAAGAAGGCCAUCGAGGCAGACGUCCAGAAGGUCCUCGACACCCUUCAGGAGGUUGAGCCCACGAUUGCCAAGGCAGAGGAGGCAGGAAAGGCGGAGCACCUCUCCAAGGAGUACUUGGCAGGAACUCCAGACAAGGAGGCAGUUGCAACUGCCCUGGCGGCUGCAGAUAGCACGCUGAAAGAUGCGCAGAGCGAGCUGUCAGACGUGCGAUCCAGGCUGACUGACAUGGUGAGUUCUGCAGACGAAGACGUGAAACAGUACGUCCAGAUGGAGACCCGGAAGGUGGACCUGAAGGUGCAGUCCAUGAACGCGCGGCUGCAAGGCACCUCUGUGGCGGCGGACCGGGGCCGCAGCUUUUUGCAGCACCUGGAGGUUUUGGAGCUCCAGGCGGCAAAGCUGGAGGUGGCCAAACUGCUGCGGUCCAAGAAGUUGGAUGCCGAGGAGCUCUUCAAGGCGGCGGACAAGGAUGCGGAUGGCACGGUGAACUUGGCCGACUUCAACUCCUUCCUGGAGAGCUGCGAGAACUGCCAGGUGAGCGGCGAGAAGAUCGAGAAGGUUUUUAACCAUCUUUCCGAUGGGAACGGUCUCAGCAAGGAGUCGCUGUACCUGGCCUCGCGGACUUACUACUCGGUGGUGUCGGACAUCGUGAUCACGGACCAGCAGGGUCUGGAGGGCGAGACUCUGCGGCGGCUGGAGCUGAAGGAGCUGCUGGAGCUGCUGGAAGGCCCGGUGGUGGUGGAGAGCGCGGGUUUGCAGCGGGUGAAGUGCCGCACCAUCGACGGCACCGAGGGCUGGGUGACGUUGACCGGGAACAACGGCACCUCCUACCUGCAGGUCUCGGAGGGUGUGCUCCAGGCUAGUGGUGAAGUGGGAUUAGAGCUAGAAUCUUGA
Messenger RNA from Effrenium voratum, 2628 nucleotides. The record is from the annotation of a GenBank genome assembly. Lineage: Eukaryota; Dinophyceae; Suessiales; Symbiodiniaceae.